AUGGCCAAUUUGGAGGCUCAACGCUUACUUGAUCAAGUCAUUCUUGAUUACAUGUUUAUAAAAGGUUUACAUGAGACUAUAGAGACAUUCCGCCGUGAAGUUUUUGCUAAUCAAAAUUUUUAUGCUGUCAAUUCUUCUCAAGAAGCAUUUCUGCAAAUGUGGUGGAAUAAAUUCUAUGAAACAUAUAACUUUGUGUACCCAAACGUUCCUAUGCUCAAUGUUGAAUCCGUUGAUAAGGUAUCAUUAGUAGUGGAAGACAUCGUUACUAACAACGUUCAUACACAUCAAUUAAAUGCUUCUAAUGAUCAUACGAUGGAAAAUACAUCUAAUAAUGUGAUGGACAUACCGCUUUCACCUGAUAUGUUAGAGUGGCUGGAAAAAGAACCAAUUUUAGAGGCUUCUGAACGAAUGAAUGAGAUUGAUUUUGAAGGACCUGCAAAUGCUUUGCUUGCUUCACCAGAACUUAUAGAUGCAGGGAAUAAUACAUCUAUUCAACAAGCAUUUCAUCAAGAAUGGCCAUCUAAUGUAACAAUGCAUAUUCAAGAGGAACAAUUUCCGGGAAUUACUACUGUAUCAUCUCCGCGACAAGUAGUUUUACCUGAGGGAGCAGUUGAAUAUUACUAUGGUAAUAAGCUCUACCAUGCUCUUACAAGUGUUGGAGAUUUCCUUCCUAGUCACAUUGAAGGUGGAAACCAUGCAGGAGUGUUUGGUGAUACAAAUCAAAGAAACUCAUGGAAUGAAUUAGCAGAACAACAAACAAUGGAUUCUCCUGAAAGAAUUUUGAGAAGAGAGGGAAAACAACCUAUGGUGGAGACUGCAGGAAGAAAGAGGAAAUCUCCAUUGAGUUCUCUGGGAUUAGUUGAGAAAGAAAUUGGAGGUCCAAAUAAUUCAAUCGUCGUAUCGACGCAAAAAGAUAAACAAAAAGGGUUUUUUCUAAAAAAUAUUCAUAACUAUCGUGCUACAAAUAUUGAGCUCUUAUGUUGUCACUUUAAUACACAAGGAGAGUUUUUGGCUACUGGUGGACAUGACAAUAAGGUUAUGAUUUGGAAUUUGGGAAAUAACGAUUUUAGUAGUAGAGAAGGUCAUAGUCAGGAUAUUACAGAUAUUCGUUUUAGACCAAACUCAACAAUGUUUGCAACAUCUUCCCUUGACAAAACUGUGAAAAUAUGGGAUGCAGCUGAGCCAACAAAGACUUAUAGAAACCUUGAAGGACAUCAUGGGCAUGUGAUGUCAGUUGAUUAUCAUCCAACAAUGGUGGAUCUUCUCAGUUCUUGUGAUUACAACAAUGAGAUUAGACUGUGGAAUGUCAAUGGGGGUGAUUGCAUGCUCAGUCUUAAGGGAGGGAGUAGACAAGUUAGAUUUCAACCUCAACUUGGGAGCCUUUUGGCAAGUUCUACCAAUAAUAUCAUAAAUAUUUUUGAUAUUGAGACUCAAACCAUCCAGAAAACAUUACAAGGACACGAUGGAAACAUUCUUUCAAUCUGUUGGGACGUAACUGGAAAAUACAUUGCAUCUGUGAGCGAAGAUAGCGCACGAAUUUGGUCUAUUCGUGAAGGAAUGUGGAUAUUUGAAUUGCUCUCUGGUGUGAAUAAGUUUCAAUCCUGCAUUUAUCACCCAGGCCAAAUUCUAGCGUUGGUGAUUGGUUCUAAUAAGGUUUUGGAGUUGUGGAAUCCAAUGUGUAAAGCAAACAUAACUUCAUCAUAUAGAGCACAUGAUGGUAUAAUUUCUUCAUUAGCAGGUUUACGUGGUAAAGGUAUUAUAGCUUCAGUGAGUCAUGAUCGAUGGAUCAAGAUAUGGUCAUAA
Messenger RNA from Solanum verrucosum, 1803 nucleotides. RefSeq lists its product as uncharacterized. Gene Ontology annotation, molecular function: protein binding; transcription corepressor activity. The transcript has 13 exons. Lineage: Eukaryota; Viridiplantae; Streptophyta; Magnoliopsida; Solanales; Solanaceae. Bases 1 to 1803 code for a protein of 600 amino acids. The record is from RefSeq and is a predicted model, not a curated record.